UGAUAACAAAUUAAGAUUUCCUCCCACAGGACGCAGUGUGAUAAUUGAAGUAGUUAAAACUAUAUAAUACGUUACAUUCUAAGAACAUGGCGGAUUCCGACAAAGUAACAAUUUACUGUGGACCUUGUGAGUAUGAAGAUACAACUAAGUUUGCAUCAAAAUGGUGCUCUGAUUGUGAGGAGGGGUAUUGUGACGAAUGUUUACGAGUGCAUAAAGCUGCAAAAAUGUCCAGACAUCACCAUUUGAUAGCAGUUACAGAAUAUCAGAAGGUUGAACAAUUGGCCAUUUUACAGGUGUGUCAAGUUCAUCAAAAAGUGUUUGAAUAUUUUUGUCCAGGGCAUGACAGCUUGAUUUGUAUUUUAUGUGUUAAGUCAGAGCAUAGUACAUGCCCGGAUCCCUUGUCAUUACAGAAUGCAGCAAAGGGAGCUAAAACAUCUACUGCAUUAUCCAACUUGGAACAAAAUAUUGACAAUUUAUUGGACAAUAUCGAAAAUGGAAUUAAGAUCCAAGACAAGAAUCUGAGUGAUAUUUUAGAAAGCGAAGAAAGUAUAAAAAAUGAAACAAAGGCAAGACAUCGAGAAAUUAUUCAGUUUUUUGAGAGACUUCUUGAAAAAACCUUGACCGAGGUGACAAUACAAUUCCGAGAGUGUCAAAAAGAAAUAUCGUCAUCAAAAAGUACAUUAAUAAAAAAACAAACACAGAUACGAAAUGUGAAGGAUCGACUUCUUCAGAUGAAGACAUGUUUAUCUGAUGUCCAAUCCUUUAUCGGUGUGAAAAUGAUGGCUGGAGGAGGUUUAGACGAGGAAAAACUAGCAGUUAACUCUUUAAUUACUCACCUUCCAUUGUGUUCUCUUGAAUUUGAACCAAAUUUGACAAUUAAAACAAGUAUAGAGAACAUAAAAACAUAUGGCACAACUAUUAUGGCUACAACAAAAGGUUGCGCAUCGUUUGUCGAACCAAAUGUAGAACAGGCACAACUCAAUUCCAUGACUGUAAAUAGUGUAGAUAGUAUCGAAUUACAGCUACGAACAAGGAUUAAUCUGAAAUGCAAACCGUGCAUAAUAACUAGCUGUUUGAUAUUGCAAGAUAAACAAAUAAUGAUUUUGGACAAAACAAAAAAACGUUUGAUGAUUUAUAAUGAGAAAGGAUCACAUGAUCGUGACAUCGCGGUUAACUUAGAACCAUAUGAUGCAACCAUCAUAAAUCAUCAUACAAUAGCCGUUACAUUUUUUGAUCACAAAAAUAUUGCCAUCGUCGACACCAAAUCUGAUAGAAUUCUACGGGAUAUUGAAACCGGUGUGAAAAAGAGCUGUUGGGGAAUAUCACACGAUAAUGGGAAGUUGUAUAUUGUAUCAUAUGGUGAAGGAAUACAUGUUCUAGAUCUUCAUGGACGGAUAAUUAAGAAAAUUAAAGUAGAUGUCGAUAAGGUAUCUCAUCUCGUGAAUAAUUUUGGAAAUAUUAUUUGUUCAGACCAUUUAGGCAAACAUAUUUCUUUAGGCGCAGCUAAAGGCCAGACUUGGCAUUACUCUAGUGAUAAACUAAGCCAUCACAAGGGUUUCUCGGCUAGCAUCACAACGGACCAGAAAGGAAAUGUAUAUGCAGUUGGGGAUCAGUUUAAUGUCCUCCUCAUAGCGGUAUCAAAAGAUUGCAAUACUGACCUUGGUAACGUGACUGGAAGAGACUAUUAUUUGGAACAUCCAAAAGCAGUUUAUUACAGUGAAAAUCACAAACUGGUAUUGAUAUGCAAUAGAGAAAAUGGACAGGCAGCUUUAUAUGACGUUCGUUUUUAA
Messenger RNA from Mytilus trossulus (common blue mussel), 1790 nucleotides. RefSeq lists its product as uncharacterized. Lineage: Eukaryota; Metazoa; Mollusca; Bivalvia; Mytilida; Mytilidae. Bases 87 to 1790 code for a protein of 567 amino acids. Gene Ontology annotation, molecular function: ubiquitin protein ligase activity; protein binding. The record is from RefSeq and is a predicted model, not a curated record. The transcript has 2 exons.